Molecule: messenger RNA, 1443 nt
Organism: Acytostelium subglobosum LB1
Lineage: Eukaryota; Evosea; Eumycetozoa; Acytosteliales; Acytosteliaceae
Exons: 1
Source: RefSeq, a predicted model, not a curated record
CCCAAAGGACAAUGUAACCUUCCAGCACCAACUCAAAUGAGUGUUGCUGCAGUUGGAAUAGGAUUCUACUCUGGUGGAAAGAGAUGUGGUGAAUGUUAUAGAGUGGCAGGACCAAAAGGAUCACUUAUUGUUAUGAUCAUUGAUGUUUGCAACCAAGGAGAGGAGUGCUAUCAGACAGAUAGAGCUCACUUUAUGUUGUUGAACACUGACUUUUAUCGAAUAGCUCCGACCAACCAGACAUUGGAGAUCUACUCUUUAGCCUAUCAACAAGUUAGUUGUGAGCAUGAGGGUAAUAUCAAUGCCACAUUCAAUGGAGGAGGAGAUGGACACACAGACUUUGCCUACUACUUUAGAGUUUCUCUCUACGGAAUGACUGUCGGAAUAAGGACACUUCAAGUGAUGGGACUAGGCAUGACAGGAUUCCAAAAGAUGAAAUAUGAGAAUGGAGGCUUCACUUGGAACAAACUAGAUGAGUCUGUCAAGUUUAUCUUCCCUGGCACAUUGCUAAUCACAUCAUUUGACAACGAGACCGUCACCUAUGAGUUUGACAAGGUUGUGCCAUUCAAGGUCUAUGACACUCACAAACAAUUCACACCAAUACCCUCAAUAGACAACUCAUCAACAGAGUGUGUCAUGGGACUGGUUCAACAAUAUAUCUACGAUGACCAUGUACUCUUUGGAUGGGACUCCUACAAUAGUUUCAACUUCUCAGAGUACACAGUGGCCGAUACAUCAGAUCCAUUCAGUGGUUUAUCUUGUAUAAGGAUAACUUUGAAUCCAAGAGGUGGACUUACAUUCAGUCGAGAUGGUGGCUUUGCAACCAAGUACCUUCAGAGCAUCUCCUUCGCAGCAAGGUCCACAGAGUCAUCGACGGUCCGAGUGUUCUUUGGCCGCUUUGGAGGAUAUGUACUCUCGUCCAAACUGAACUCACAAUGGCAGAACUUCCAUAUACCAGUCAGAGAUCUAGAUCCUUCAGCAAUCGAGUACAUGAUAACGUUCUACAACAACCAAGACCGUCAGAUUACCUUCUACUUUGAUAACUUCAAGUGGGACUUUACCAAUGAUUCACCGUAUGAGCCAUCUGUCAAUAUAGACACGACAUCAUUCAAUCCGACAACAACAUCCGGCUCUGCAUUGAACCCUGCAACGACAAAGGCUGAGCUACCAACAAGUUUGGGUGAUUUGUUCCCUACCACCACUGGUGGAGGCAGUAGUAACACUGGUGGUACAGGAACAGUUACCGACGGCACUCCUUCGACACUGGACAUUUCUGACGAUGUUACGUCCACCACUGCUGGCAAGACUAUGACCACAGGCAAACAUGGCAAGCUAAGCAAGACAGGUGGUAUGACUUCAUCUGAUGCUACAGGUAGCAAAGUAAUUGGGAAUCAGUCCUAUUUUAAUAGUUUAGUAAUGGUUGUAACUGUGUUGGUAUUAUCAACC